CAUAUCAGCGCUGCAUUCAUUUAUCAAUCAAAAAGCAUCGGUACCAAGUGGAAGUGGGAGAGUGCAGUUUGAGUGCAGCAAUUUCAGUUACGAGGCGUUACGCGUGAUACACAUGGUGGCAUAAUAAUAAUACGGCUGGCUAGACCGGGUGGCUUAGAGCAUAACAACUAAGAGAGUGUGCUAGAAGGCGGCAGAUUUUAUUUUCGCUUCCUGCUGAGGUGCAAUUUGAAGCAUUGGACUGUUGUGAAUAACACGUUUGGGGACUUGUUCGAUCAGUGCGUGCGUGAAGAAAAUGAAGCCAUUAGUGUGGACAAUUGUGUUGGUGGUUUUGCUGGUUGAGUUAGCAUACGCAGAACCAGAACCAGUGACACCGGAUAUAAGGAAAGCGCGACAUCCUGCCAGUGGACCGACCAGUUACAAUACCAUAUCGGUUCAGGACAGUGAAAAUCUAAGUAAACUACAGAACACAGUUGCUCCUUCGGUUCAGAUCCCGUUGAAGCCUAUAGUGGCUGGACCUACCAAGGCUCCGGAUUCGCAUGCGCAGCAUAACAGUGGAUAUGCGACUCUUCCGGUGCAUUCUCCCGUUGCUAGUGCAGUGAUUCAACCAGGAGGUUCGCCAUACUAUUUUAUGACCCCCCAACAAGCGGGGAACCAAGUUUUACCACCAGCAACUACCCCGUUGAUCAUGCAAUACAUCACUCCACAGGGACAACCUACUGGAGGCCUACAGUAUAUCCAGCUGUUGCGACCAGUGCUGUACCCCUAUCAUCAUGGCGCCCCGUACGUCCAACCGUCCUACGUUCAACAACACCAACAACAAGUGGCCGCCAUCAGUCAGCAACAGCAGCAGCCGCAACAGCAACAUUCGAGUUCGGUUUCCCAGCUCCACCAGCACCAGCACCCGCACCACCAACAUACGCUUACGCACCACUACUCCGCCAUACCGACUUCGGCGCCAACUUCGCCACCGAGCAGCCACGCCCACUCGCACUCACACUCGCUCCAAACGAGUACCACCCAGUCCAGCUUCGUACCCUUCCAGCCUUCAUCGUUGCAGCAGUACAGCGUCGUCGGCGCCGGAGCCGUCGCAGCACCUGGAGUCACUUCCGUUAGCGGCCACCCUGGGACACAUCCGGUUGCGGCAGCAGCAUCGACCGCCGCACUAACCGCCAGUUCCCCGUACGCCGGUCCGAUUGCUCAGUAUUCGAGCCCGGUGCUCACCUACUAUCAGCCACGCAUUUCACUCAUCAAUGGGCCGGACAUGAGCCUCAACACCAAUGAGUAUAUGCCUCCGGGUGGCGAUCAUUUCUACUCCAAAGGCGUAAAGGGCGUCCGGGCGUAGAAGAACUCAGGAAAGCGACAUUCGCCCGGUUCUUCUACGUUUUUGUUGACGUUUUGAGUGUAAUCCCUAGAUCUUGUUGAUCUCCCUUUCAGUUCGGUUUCGGAAUUGACCAUACCAAAUUUGUAGGUAAAUUAACAAAAUUCAUAUGUUUAUUUUUCUGUUGACUGUUCUGAUUACGAUGAUUCUCAUGAGAACCAUCAUGGUAAUUUUCGUUAGAAGUCAAUAAGAUUUAAUCUAAUAUGCUUAAAAAUGCCCACAGUUUAGAGAACAAAUGGAAAUCUUUGAGUUUUAAUACAAAUUGUAAAAUUUUUAGGCUAAAACAACCAGAACAAUUUUAGCCUGCUGCACAUCGCAAUUAAAUUUUCACAGUCGCCAUAUAUCUUUAUUUUUACUUGAGAAUGUAAUAAACUGUGCUCAAAAUUAAGAUCCCAAAUCUCAAAUUGGAAUUAUUCAAAUACAAAUAUACUGAUUUCUGUAAAAAAUUUCUAAGUAAAUUGGAACUAAUAAUAAAUUCUGAGUACAAAUAGUACUUUUACAAGCUCAUGACUUGUUGUCCUCUUACUAAUACAUUUGGUCGAAAAUUAUCAUCAAUGAAGCAUCAUAACUAAAAUUAUUCCAUUCCUUCGUUCUUUUAGUUAAGACAUUAAAAUCAGUUAUGAACUAAGAAACGGAUGAUUUGUCCUUUUUAAUUCGAAAU
This is a messenger RNA of Uranotaenia lowii, 2039 nucleotides long. Its product is annotated as G-box-binding factor-like. Bases 293 to 1342 code for a protein of 349 amino acids. Lineage: Eukaryota; Metazoa; Arthropoda; Insecta; Diptera; Culicidae. The transcript is spliced from 2 exons. The record is from RefSeq and is a predicted model, not a curated record.